CGGCCUGCCCCCCGUCCCCAGCGCCCGCGCCCUGCGGAGGCCGCGGGAGGCGCGCGUGACUCCAGCGCGCGACCGCGUAGCCUGAACGGGUUUGGGGGUGGCGCGCCGUCCGGAGCGAUUCCCGCCGGGUGGUGGCGACGGUGCCCACGGGCCCCGAGGGACUGGAGGGCCAGGCCGCGCGGCCGCGCCCCAGGUAACACCAAGAGAAUGAAAGAAGUAGAUAAUCUUGAAAGUAUAAAAGAAGAAUGGGUUUGUGAAACAGGACCUGACAAUCACCCGCUUAGUGAUAAUCGACAGAGGAAUUGUGAAUAUUUUGUUGACAGCCUCUUUGAGGAAGCUCAGAAGAUUGGAGCCAAAUGCUUAUCCUCCACUGAACAGAAGAAGCAGUGCCACACCAAAAAUUGUUUCUAAAACAAAGGCUGUUGAAGUUGAAAGUAAAAAUAAUUUGUCUGCUGUUUCACUGAAUAACUUGGAGCCCAUCACUAAUAUACAGAUAUGGCUAGCAAAUGGGAAAAGGAUCAUCCAGAAAUUUAACAUUUCUCAUAGGUCUCUGGAUGAGUCACUCACUCUGGAGGAAGCAGAUCUGCGGAAUGCAGUGAUCAUUCAGAGACUCAGAAACACCGCCGCGCCUUUUAGAGAGCUUUCCUAG
Heterocephalus glaber (naked mole-rat) is the source of this 649-nucleotide messenger RNA. The record is from RefSeq and is a predicted model, not a curated record. Lineage: Eukaryota; Metazoa; Chordata; Mammalia; Rodentia; Bathyergidae.